AAAGCAGCAAGUUCCUAUAAUACAGAGAGAGCCUCUCACACCUGCUUGCACUCACUUGUUGAUCCAGCACCAUCGUAUAUAUAUUCAUACCCCUCGUUUUCUCUCCUUCGAAACAGUGUGUGCUAAAUUGUUCUAAAGCUAUAGAGAAGAUGGGUCCAAAAAGAUGCAACAGUAAAGAAGACCUGUUCAAAGAAUUUGAUCUUUCUAUGCAAAUGCAAAGGAAAAGGCAAAAGUCAUCUGGAUGUCACCAAGCUGAGCCCUUCAGUGAUGUCACUGCUAUUGCCGAAAUCAACUUAGAAGAUGAGAGAGAGCAGUUGUUUUCUAAGACAGCAGGAAAUAAGGUGUCAGCAACACCACAAGACCAUCGAUACUCUGUAGGCCAGGAAGAUGAGAUGUUUCUAUCAAAAACUUUUCUGCGGGCAAAAUUGGAGAAUAUCAUAUCUAAAUGUGGUAUUGAAACAGUAGGCAAAGAUGUGGAAGAUUGCCUCUUGAUGGGGCUUGGCGAAAUGAUGGACAGAUUGAUAAGAAAUAUGAUAAGGAUGUCAAAACAGAGAGUUGAUUAUGAGAAGAAAAGGCACCGCAUUCUUGUUACAUCAGAUAUUCAUCGUCAUUUUAUGAUAUCAAAUCAAAAAUGUCAGGACCAGAAGAAACCACAGGAUGAAAAGUCAAAUGAGAAGAGAAAAGGAGCAGAUUUAAGGCUAGAAAGAGCCGCAAGAACAAAUAAAGCUGUCAGGGAAUCUCUAGGUGGAGAUGACUUCGUAUCAAAAUGGACGCAGCUAAGCAGAAGUCGUCAACAUGAGGAAGAACCUGGAAUAGGUGAUUUGCCCAAUGAGAAGAUGAACAAGGGUUCAAAAGGAACCGGACAAAACUUUCAAGGAAAAGGUACUGGAAACAGGGCUCCAAAAAGGGUAGUUACCGUGAAGGAUGCUAUAAGAACGCUCGAAAGGGAGCCCCAGAUGUCAAAAUCAACUUUUAUGUACCGUUUAUAUGAAAGAUCUGCAGUUGCUGGUACUCAAGAGAAGAAGUGAAGGAGACAUCUGCCUAAAGUUUUUGGUUGUCACUCUUGUUCUAUAUAACUACCUUGUGCAGAUAGAAAAUCAUAGAGAAGUACCUAAAGCUCCUGUUUCGUGAUCUCCUGGGAUAAAGAGGAAUCAUGGUUUCCGUACAUACAGAUUAGAUCUCGGAGAUGUUUCUAUAUCCACUUGAUGGUGUUUUCUGAUGUUAAAAAUGAUGAGCACUCUCGCUAUGAUAGCAUGAGUCAAAUGACUGCGAUUUUUUACUCACAUUCAUAAUAGGCGGAUGUGAGUUGUAUGCUACACCAGCGGUUAAUGCUUGUGGUUGUAUGUUCUGUUUUUCAGAUGUGAUUUUUCAGUCUGCAGCUUCUUUCGUACAUCUCUGAGGCAAUUACUAAAGGGCUUUGUGGAUUAUAAACGGGAAUAGGGUUGAAAUGAGAAUGAAAUUGAGUUGGAAUUUCAAGCAUGGUUUAUCUGGUUAAUAGGAAUAGAAUGGCUAUGUAUGAAUAGAAUGGGAUGAGAAUAGAAUGCGUUUGGGACAAACUUUAUAU
This is a messenger RNA of Daucus carota subsp. sativus, 1564 nucleotides long. RefSeq names its product transcription initiation factor TFIID subunit 4. The transcript has 9 exons. Gene Ontology annotation, cellular component: transcription factor TFIID complex. The record is from RefSeq and is a predicted model, not a curated record. Gene Ontology annotation, molecular function: DNA binding; RNA polymerase II general transcription initiation factor activity. The coding region runs from base 150 to 1028 and encodes 292 amino acids. Gene Ontology annotation, biological process: transcription initiation at RNA polymerase II promoter. Lineage: Eukaryota; Viridiplantae; Streptophyta; Magnoliopsida; Apiales; Apiaceae.